Molecule: messenger RNA, 906 nt
Organism: Pipistrellus nathusii (Nathusius's pipistrelle)
Lineage: Eukaryota; Metazoa; Chordata; Mammalia; Chiroptera; Vespertilionidae
Source: the annotation of a GenBank genome assembly
AUGGGGGAGUGGGCCUUCCUCAGCUCGCUGCUGGACGCCGUGCAGCUGCAGUCGCCGCUGGUGGGCCGCCUGUGGCUGGUGGUCAUGCUCAUCUUCCGCAUCCUGGUGCUGGCCACGGUGGGCGGCGCGGUGUUCGAGGACGAGCAGGAGGAGUUCGUGUGCAACACGCUGCAGCCGGGCUGCCGCCAGACGUGCUACGACCGCGCCUUCCCCGUCUCGCACUACCGCUUCUGGCUCUUCCACAUCCUGCUGCUGUCGGCGCCGCCCGUGCUCUUCGUCAUCUACUCCAUGCACCAGGCCAGCAAGGAGCCGGGCGCCGGCGCGGGGGCCGAGGAGGGCAAGCCCGGCGCCCGGGGGCCCUCCGACGGCGCCCGGCCCGCGCCGCCCGCCCUGCGCGCCCGCCGCGCGCGCCGCUGCUACCUGCUGAGCGUGGCGCUGCGCCUGCUGGCCGAGCUGGCCUUCCUGGCGGGCCAGGCGCUGCUCUACGGCUUCCGCGUGGCCCCGCACUUCGCGUGCGCCGGCGCGCCCUGCCCGCACACCGUGGACUGCUUCGUGAGCCGGCCCACCGAGAAGACGGUCUUCGUGGUCUUCUACUUCGCCGUGGGGCUGCUGUCCGCGCUGCUCAGCGUGGCCGAGCUGGGCCACCUGCUCUGGAAGGGCCGCCCGCGCCGCGCCGCCCAGCGCGACCCCCGCGGGGACCGGUCGCGCGAGGAGGAGGCGCAGGAGCUGCUCCCGCCGCCGCCGCCGCCGCCGCCGCCGCCCGCGCCCCCGGCCCCGCGCCGCGCCGCGCCCGCCGCCUGCGCGCCGCCCGCCUAUGCGCACCGCGCGCCCGCCGCCGGCGACAGCGAGGGCAGCGGCCGCAGCAAGGCGUCGCUGGCCACGGUCCGCCGGGACCUGACCAUCUAG